AUGAGCUCGUCGUCGCCGCCUCGAUCGCAAGCACCCGCGCAAGCUCCCUCGGCCGGUCGCCGCAUCCUCUCCCGAUUCGCGUCUCCAUUGUUCUCGCAAAAGGGCCGUAGCAUUGCCGACUUCCACAUCAAGGCCCACGAUCCACACAAGCAGUACUCGCCUGGCGAGAGUGUCAAGGGCUGCGUCGUCGUCAAGGUCGUCAAGCCUGUUCGCGUCACCCACGUCUCGGUCUGUCUACACGGCUUCGCACAGGUCUACCGCACCCCCGGCGCGACGGCCGACCAGCUGCGCGGCAACACCAAUCGCAUUGGUCGCGCACAGGGAAGAGGCAAGAAGUCGGGCGAAUACUUUGGCAAUGGCUUCGCCUCGCUGUUCGAGGACGAGUCGGUGCUAUGCGGCGACGGUCGCCUGGACGAGGGCGUAUACCGCUUCGACUUUGAGGUCCAGUUCCCUGACGAUAUGGACCUCCCCAGCAGCAUCGACUUCGAACGAGGCACCAUUUCCUACAUGCUCACGGCCACCUUGACCCGCCCCACCACAAUCGCGCCUGUCAUGUCGCAUGACCAAAAAAUCUAUCUAGUCGAGCGCGUCGACAUUGCGCCCUUGCUACCACCAAAACCACGCACUAUCACACUUGAGCCUGUCACUAGAAAGAUCAAGCCACCGAAAGUUCCGUCAUCUCUACCGACGAGGACGCCAAACACACCAACCCAUGAGGCUGAGCCGCCUACACCCUCAGUCAGCGAGUUCAGUCUUGACAGCCGUGUGAGCAGCAGUCUCAGCGACACGCCGCACAAGCUCAUUACUGCAACCGUUGAGCUGCUUAAAGGCGCCUGCUUGCGAGGAGAUAGCUUCCCCGUGAGAAUCUCCAUCAACCAUACAAAACAUAUUAAAAGCAUCAACGGCAUUAUAAUCACCCUAUACCGCCAGGCCCGUGUCGACAUGCAUCCUGCUCUGCCUCUAGGUCCCGUGUCCGAUGGCCAGAAGCGAAAGUACGAAGACUAUUAUCCCAAGUCAAUAACUGGUCUCGGCGGCUUGUCCUUAUCGGGCGCUGGUUCUAGCCACACUUUCCGCAAAGAUCUGGCUCAGAUUCUGGUCCCUUUAUAUGUGGAUCCUGUUUCGUUGACAGCCGAGAUCAAUGCUAAAAUAGGCGUUCCCCAUGGUGCAUUCCCCACCAUUACUUCUGUGCCAGGAGCUAUGAUCUCUUUUCGAUAUUACAUUGAGAUUGUCUUGGACAUUCAGGGCAAGCUUACCCACGACAGAUAUCUGUCACAACACGGCAGUGGUCCCAACAGCCUGUUCAAUGGCCCCGAUGAUACUCCUUUCCUGAUGCUUAACGGUGCCGGUAUUCUCGACACUGCCCCUAUUCGUAGGGACAAAUCUGUCGCGACAUGUACUUUCGAAGUUGUCGUCGGAACGACUGACAGUGAACGAAAUAACAGAAAGGGAAAGGGCAAAGCAACCGAACCCCCGCCAUCGCCACACAACCUGGAAGAUAAUCCUGACAUGACACAAUAUGUUGUGGCACAACAGCAGGGGCACUCGACGGUAUCGAGUCAUGACUUCGAAGUUUAUCAGCAUUCUGGUCCUUACAGCUAUGAUUACGAUCCCAACACUUCUCUCGAUUACCAGUACGGCACCAGCUACGACUAUGGUGCGGAAGAUUAUCAGUGGGAUCCAGGCCAUGAUUAUCAGUAUGAUGGAUCUUACUAUCCUGCUUACCAUGAACCUCCUCCACUGGAGAAUGAGGAAUCUCUCCCUGAAAAGGAACGCUUACGUCGGGCAGAGGCACGAUUGAUGCCUAGUCAACCACCUUCUAUGCCUCCAGCAUCUGCAGGCGCGGAGCAAGCGACUGCUCCAAUACUGCCUCAAGAUGACUUUUACCAAGAUCAUGGGGCCGCCGUCGCGGGUUCAUCACGAUCUGCUGGAGCGUCCACGCAAACAACGCAUCAGGUACAUACCUCUGAGGAUGUCCACAAUACGACUGAGAACGGCAGUGCGCUGCCGCCAACAGACGACAAGCACGAGUUACAACGACGACAGCUGGCGCUUUCUGCAAGCGGGCCGCCACUAUCACCAAAUACUCACGAGGAGGAGAACACACAAUCUGGGCCAUCUGCGCCGUUAAUUAUAGAUGAUGAUUUGAACGAGUACGUACUUGGUGGCGAUGAAGUGACAGGAGGCGCAUCAGAGAAUCUGCCGCGAUACCAUCGAUAG
Messenger RNA from Aureobasidium pullulans EXF-150, 2217 nucleotides. RefSeq lists its product as uncharacterized. Gene Ontology annotation, biological process: ubiquitin-dependent endocytosis. The record is from RefSeq and is a predicted model, not a curated record. Gene Ontology annotation, cellular component: cytosol; plasma membrane; cytoplasm. The transcript has 2 exons. Gene Ontology annotation, molecular function: protein-macromolecule adaptor activity; ubiquitin protein ligase binding. Lineage: Eukaryota; Fungi; Ascomycota; Dothideomycetes; Dothideales; Saccotheciaceae. The coding region runs from base 1 to 2217 and encodes 738 amino acids.